AUGGUCGGAAAUACAAACUACAAUAGCAUGAAGGGGCUUCAGCUUUUCAUUGCCGACCUCCGGGGCUCUUUGCACGCUGAGGAUCGAGAAAAGAGGAUACAGUCUGAAAUGGUUAAUAUCCGUAAGCAAUUUGGGGCUGGAAAUAGCACAGAUAGCGUGAAUGGAUAUCCAGGUACUGCAAGCACACUUAAUGGUUACCAGCGUAAAAAAUAUGUUGCUAAACUGGCAUAUAUAUUCAUUGCCACUAAUACCACGCGAAUUUCGGAUGUCAUGUUCGGAUUGGACCAGUGCUGCGAGCUUAUGGCCUCAAACGUGUAUUCGGAAAAGUAUAUCGCGUACAUGACACUUGAACUUCUGUAUAGUAAUCCGAGUGUCUGCCAGCAGGUCGGGGACCGUGUCAUUGCGCAGUUAAAGAAGGACUUGGCCUCCAUGACCGAAAAUCAUGUGGCGCUCGCGCUAAAUUUCCUUGGGGUGACUGGAAAAUGUGAUCCCAAUUUAACCCACGAGCUGAUACAUGAAGUUUUUCAGGUGCUGCGAUCCCCUACUUCGGCUCAGAUACUUCAAAAAAAAUCAUCAUUGGCGUUUUUGGCUUUGUUGCGCAAUGACUCGACAAUAUUGACGCAAGAUGCCCGCCGCAAGCAAUUAUGGAUACAGCGUAUAAUGGGUCUGCUGGAUGAUAGCACCAAUUAUAGACUGAUGGUGUCUGUGUUGCCCCUCGUCGAAUAUAUUGCUCGUGAAGUGGAUGGCGCAGCGUGUGUAAAGCUAGUUCCUCAACUAUCAGAAAUACUCCACAAUUGCAUCGUCCACGAAAGAGGAAGCGGUAGAGCCGGUGGCCUGCCCGACUCCACGUACAAAAAUAUACCUAGCCCAUGGAUCGUUACAAAGAUCGUUUCAAUUCUCAACAUCCUCAUUGGAUCUCCUUCGAGUUCUAAUGGGGAGAUUACAUUUACUAAUAUCGAUCAAGGGACGCUGCGGAAACUUAGGAUGUGCGUUACUAGGGCCAUUGACAUAGGUACUCAGCCUACUGCUGACAUGCUUACCCGUACAAUUCAAAACACCAUAUUGUUCUCUCUCAUCAACUUUGCAUCUAAAUUAGAUCCGUCUGCAGACGCCAUAAGAAAUUCAGUGAAUGCACUUACUUCCUUGCUGUCCUCUAAUGAGAUCAACACACGAUACUUGGCAUUAGACUGCCUUAUAAAACUCUGCUCCGUUAGCGGGAAAGGGGCGCAAGACGAAGUACGUUCGGGUCAUAUGGACCAAUUAUUUCAUAUAUUGCUAGUGGAACGGGACACUUCAGUUGUGAGGAAGAUUGUCGAUCUUUUAUACACAUUAACUGACGCCGGUAACGUUGAAUCAAAUGUCAAUACAUUACUCAAGUAUAUGACGGACUCCAAACAGAAUGACUAUCAACUGAGAUCUGAUAUUGCUGUGAAAGUCGCCAUUUUAACGGAAAAAUUUGCCACUGACACAACCUGGUAUGUCAUUGUAUCUCUGCGUCUGCUAUCCUUAUCAAAUGCCUCUUUUAACAAUAACGAAAUCUGGCAAAGGCUCUGUCAGAUUAUUGUUAAUAAUGAAAGCCUGCAGAAGCUCUCCUGUGAUCAUCUCCUGCAGUAUUUGCCUCAGCCCAAUAUCUCAGAAGCCAUCGUUAAGGCAGGCGCUUUUGUUUUGGGGGAGUAUGCGGAAGUAGCAAGCUCGAAAAUUUCCUAUGGAGAAAUCUUCAACAUGUUUGCCGACAAAUAUUUUUCGGUAUCGAACCUUUGUCGCGCAAUGAUUCUGACCACUCUCAUGAAGCUUUAUCGGCGGGAUCCAAGUCUUGUAUCAGCUGUAAUAAAGUUCUUUCAACUUGAGCUGAACUCUCUUGAUUUGGAAUUACAAACCAGAUCCUACGAAUACUUGAAGAUUAUCCAACUUGAAAAAAUUAGUGGAGUGAAGUUGGUAGACAUUUUGUUUGAACCUAUGGUCCCUUUCAGUAGAAAAAAGAAUCCCCUCCUUAGUCGUCUGGAAGGGGCCUCGUUGAGUGCCUUUGAUCUGACCGAUUCUUUGCCCUCCGUCAAGGGCAUCUCAAAUGCUCCGACCCCACCUCCAACGCGAAAAGUAAAGCCCACUGCCCACAACAGCGCGAAUAAUAGUCAGCCAUUAUCUCCUGGUUGGCGAGACGGUUUCAAAAGGAUGUUGAUACAUAGACAAGGUGUCUUCUACUCAUCUACUUUCCUCAAAAUAUUUUUCCGGACAGCCGCUAUACCCCAUCAAUCUGAGCUGCUCGAAGUUACGUUGACUUAUGUCAACACUUCUGAACUUCCGAUUACUUCAUUGCUGACGGAAAUUGUACCCUAUAAAACUGAGGAAGACCCGCCUUAUAUUAUCAAAGUUAUCAGCGUUCCCUCGGCGGGCAUUGCAAAAGGGGAGCGAACUGCGCACAUUUUCGAGAUUCUCACUCGGCAGGGAAGCCCACUAGGGCAAAGCCCAAUAUUGAACAUCAACUUUAAAUGUGGUGGUAGCGUUGAUGGUCUAAAAGUAAAAAUUCCUGCUGGAAUUACUAAUACGAUAACCUCGGGACGACUUGAGAAUAGAACAGGUGUGACACUGGCCCAAUUCAUUCAAAGAUGGAAAGCUUUAGGCCAGGCCCUGGGUAAAGAAGGUGAAAAUCACGCAAUCGUGCUUGCUAAACAGAGCAGUCUGGAGCAAGUUCAAAGCUGUGUUGAGAGAAUGGGGUUCGAUAUUGUCGAACAAAAAAUGGUGGAAAACACGAUCUUUGCGGCCGGAAUUGUGAGGACAAAAAAUGAUGGAAAUUCUGGGUGCCUAAUGAAGUUGAGGUGCAAAUCGGGGGAACUUGAAGUUACCUGUAAGACUACACAGGGACAUUUUGUUUCGGAGCUAAUUGUAGGCUGUGUGCUAGAGUCAGUUUCCUAG
Messenger RNA from Lachancea dasiensis, 2910 nucleotides. The record is from the annotation of a GenBank genome assembly. Lineage: Eukaryota; Fungi; Ascomycota; Saccharomycetes; Saccharomycetales; Saccharomycetaceae.